This is a messenger RNA of Phymastichus coffea, 1604 nucleotides long. RefSeq names its product sugar transporter SWEET1-like. Bases 169 to 840 code for a protein of 223 amino acids. The record is from RefSeq and is a predicted model, not a curated record. The transcript is spliced from 6 exons. Gene Ontology annotation, cellular component: membrane. Gene Ontology annotation, molecular function: sugar transmembrane transporter activity. NCBI's taxonomy places the organism in Eukaryota, Metazoa, Arthropoda, Insecta, Hymenoptera, Eulophidae. Gene Ontology annotation, biological process: carbohydrate transport.
GUCGUCUGGUAUAGCAGCCGUAAGGAAUUUUUGAACUGCUGAGCCGCGAUACACUCGCAGUGUUGCUGCGUCUGCAACACGUGGAACAUACUAAAACGCACUAUACUCGCGUGUUCGCGAGUUUCAUUUGUCGGUAAUUAGUUGAUAGGCGCUCAAUAAAAAAUCACUAUGUAUUUACACAAUUAUAAAGACAUCGUUGGUAAUUGCGCCUUCGUCACUACCAUGGCACACAUGCUGACUGGGACGUUGAUCUGCAAGGACAUUUAUCAAAAAGGUACAGCGAAAGGAUGCGAUCCAAUGCCAUUUAUAGGCGGUAUUGGCAUGUGUGUUCUUAUGCUGAAGUAUGCACUAAUUCUCCAAGAUCCUGCGAUGAUCAAUAUUAAUUUGUUUGGAGUUGCUACUAAUGUAGCCUACAUGCUUGUAUAUUACAUCUAUUCACCUCAUAAAGCAGAUGUAAUGAACAAGUUAGGCAAGGCAACUCUCUUUGUUGCUUUGGUUCUAGGAUAUGCUCAAAUCGAAAGUAAAGAGCAUGUCGAAUACAGGUAUGGAAUUUUGACUACGAUUUUAUUUUUGGUUCUUAUUGGAUCACCACUUUUCAAUUUGGGUGAAAUUAUUAGGACUAAAAGUACUGCAAUGCUUCCAUUUCCUCUGAUCUUUAUGGGAACAGUUGUUGCAUUCCAAUGGCUAAUUUAUGGUUUAAUUAUAAACAAUUCUUUUAUUAUUCUACAGAAUUUCGUAGGAUUGAUGUUAUCUCUAGCUCAGCUAUCUUUGUUUGCCAUUUAUCCUUCUCAAUCCAAUGAUAAAGAGCUAAAGAUAAAGUCUGAUAAAAAAGAAAAGUAAUUUAAACUUAUACAGUUUAUUUACAAAUUCUUAUUAAUAUUUUAAUGGCUCUGGUAAAGUUAAUAAUUUAACUUUACCAGAGCUGCUUAAAUUUUUUAUUAUUUUUAUCAUACAAGAAUCACAACAAAUAAAAUGAAAAUAAGUUACCCAAUGUAUUUAUAAAACAUCAUAUAUUUUUAAUAGAAAAAAAAUGUUGACGAAUAAGUAUAAUAAAUUGACACUUAUGAAAUCAUGCAAUAAAUUUUUAUCAUACAAGAAUCGCAACAAAUAAAAUGAAAAUAAGUUAUCUAAUGUAUUUAUCAAACAUCACAUAUUUUUAAUAGAAAAAAAAUGUUGACGAAUAAGUAUAAUAAAUUGACACUUAUGAAAUCAUGCAAUAAAUAAAAAAUAUAUAUAAAGUAUAAAGUUGUAUGUUUUGUAUAUAGUUGAAGUUGUUGUUAAGAUAUUAAAAUUUUGCUAAUAAAAUGAUAAAUAGAAUUUGUAUUAUUUUAAAGAUUACUUAACCUUGGCAUAUUAUGAUUUACUGCAGUAAGAAAUGCAUUGGAAAAUAAUUAAAAUAUCUACAGUAAGUUGUAAAUUUGGAAUUGACAACUAUUAUGCAAUCCUUGACACAAAUAAAAAAUUAUACUAAUUAGCUUGCAAUAGUUUGUUGUUUAAUGAACUUAUUAUAUUAUAUUAACUUAUCAUAUGAACUUAUUAUAUUUAUCAUCGUUGCCUUGGAAAAUAUUUAUAAAAUUAUAUUGUAUAUUAAAUAUUUGUAAAAU